Messenger RNA from Penicillium canariense, 2085 nucleotides. RefSeq names its product rDNA-binding RNA polymerase I transcriptional factor. Gene Ontology annotation, molecular function: RNA polymerase I general transcription initiation factor activity; RNA polymerase I core binding. The record is from RefSeq and is a predicted model, not a curated record. Lineage: Eukaryota; Fungi; Ascomycota; Eurotiomycetes; Eurotiales; Aspergillaceae. Gene Ontology annotation, cellular component: nucleus. The coding region runs from base 1 to 2085 and encodes 694 amino acids. The transcript has a single exon. Gene Ontology annotation, biological process: transcription initiation at RNA polymerase I promoter.
AUGGUCUCCGUCGCCACUGUCUCUCAACCCUCGGCGCUCACGGCCACCCCCUACUUUCAUCAAUCAAAGAUGAUACCGUCCUCGUCUCCCGUAUCUAUCCUCAAGACCUCCAAGCCCACCGGCACGAAACGCAAAAUGGCGGACGUCGACUUCAGCCUCUCCCCCGUUUCCUCCGUGUCGGAUACCUUCGAGGACGCCCCUCCCUCGAAGAAACGCGCCCGCGUCACCUUCGACGAGAACAUCCAGACCCAUUCCUGGAACCAAAAUGAUCCGGCAAGCAAAUCAGGAAUCAGCUUAGCGAUGGUUCGGGAGGAGGUCCGCCGAGCCAUCCACCGUCAUGUCUCAUCGGGAGAAAGCGAAACCUACGACCAAAUCAAGGAGAUCUUCACUGCCGACCCGAAGAAGGCCGGUGACAGCCUCUACUCAUACGAUAUCCCGACACAUACAUCCUUGAAACACCAUCUGAUGGGUCUUCUCUCUCACAUCGCGUCCCUCGACCGUAACUGCAGCAGCCUUGUGCACGCCGUCCUGGAGAGCGAGUGGCUUGGCAGAGAUGAACCGUAUGUGAAACUGUUCAUUCGGUUCCUCGGAAAUCUUGCCGCUGCCCAAGGCACUUAUCUCGGUGUUAUCUUCAAGAUGCUGGUCAGCAAGCUCGCUGGCGUCCCUCGGGGCACUGGUCGUCUACCUGGAUACCCUGUGGUGCAUGUCUCCGAGAUUUACACCCGAGUCCACAUGGCGCUGCGUCACAUCACGCGGUUGAUCCCAGCUGGAAGUGGUACUUUGUCGCCAGUCUUGUCUCACAUGUUCCCCUUUGAAGCCGACCCUGCCAAGUCCUACAUCGCAUACACGCGAAACCUUCUUCAAAUCAUCAACUACGCCCCCGAACUUCAAUCAGAUAUCCUCGCCCUCAUAACUGAGAAGCUAGUCAAGAUCGAUGUCCAGAUUCAGGUAGAUUUAGAGGAUUUCGAGGAUGAGCUUGGCGAAGAUCUCUUGCAUGGUGUCUCCACCGAUGCUGAUGAAGAGCUGGAUGACGACGAUGUUUCCAUCACCAGCGAAGAUGAGGCGGAUGAUGACCGACGAGUCACCGAGAUCAAGGAAAACAUUCACAAGGUGGAUGGCAUGAUUGAUAUUCUUUUCGAGUACUACAACUCUUCGUUUACAACGGGCACGCUUGCCGACAAGAUCGGCAGCCUCGACCUUCUCAUGAGCCACUUCCAGACCAUCAUCCUCCCGACAUACCGGUCCCGCCACUCCCAAUUCCUGCUUUUCCACUUCUCUCAAUCACACCCAGACCUUCUCGACCAUUUCACCGGUUGCUUCACUGAGCUGGUCUUCAACAAGCUUCAACCAGGUAUCAUGCGCCAAUCCGCAGCCGCAUACCUUGCCAGCUUCGUCGCUCGCGGCGCCCACAUCUCCAGCGCUCUUGUGCGCGACGUGUUCAAUCUCCUCACCGCGCAGCUGGAAGCCAUGCACCAUGACUACGAGGCUACUUGCCGCGGCCCCGACCUCCGCCGCUACGGUUCAUUCUACUCCACCGCGCAAGCCGUGCUAUAUAUCUUCUGCUUCCGCUGGCGUGAUUUGACGACCGCUUCCAUCGAGGGCGAUAGCCCCGAGCAAGUGGACGAGCUGGAGCCAGGCCAGAUCGCCUUCCCGCCCGCGAUCAAAGAUAUGCUACACAAGGUGAUCUACUCGCGCCUGAACCCGCUCAAGAUUUGCUCUCCUGGUAUCGUCACCGAGUUUGCUCGCAUCGCAAAUCACUUCCAGCUGCUUUACGUCUACCCCCUCCUUGAAACGAACAAGCGUCUCCGUGUCACUGCCUUCCGAAAUAUUUCCUCCCUCGCUAACCCUGGCUUCGCCCAGGUUGAGCGUGAGAUCCGCGCUGGCGAUCACCUCGGCUAUCAGCUUGAUGCAUACUUCCCCUUCGACCCGUACCAGCUCCCACGCAGCCGCCGAUGGCUGGAAGGUGACUACGUCGAGUGGCGCGGCAUUCCAGGACUUGAUACGGGUGAUGACGACUCAGACAGCGGUGCCGAUGAUGACGGCGAUGAAGACGAUGAUGCCGCCACAGCCACCGACGAGGAGUGA